Molecule: messenger RNA, 438 nt
Organism: Fusarium keratoplasticum
Lineage: Eukaryota; Fungi; Ascomycota; Sordariomycetes; Hypocreales; Nectriaceae
Exons: 2
Coding region: 1-438 (145 amino acids)
Source: RefSeq, a predicted model, not a curated record
AUGGCCUCCUUUUCACGAGACACUCGAAGUGCGGUGAGAGCUCACCGUCGAGACUCGUCGUCGUCAUCACACAACACCAGCCGUCAACGACCACGACUUCUCCGCUCCAGCGCGACUGAACCCUCAAUCACCACAUCCAAUGCCAUCCGCGGAUCACUCGCUGGACCUGGAUCGCCGCAGAAAGCAACUGAUCUGCUCAGCCGCGUUGUCGUCUAUGCCCCGCCUCCAGAGCAAUCAUCAGCCCCAGAGCCGAUCCCCCACCGCGCCGAAGCUAUUGUCAUCUGCCGCGAUGAUCGAGACCAGUCUCCCACCGGCAGCCCCGGAAGUCAAGACGUAGUCUUGGUUGACUCGCCCUCUGGUUACUACUUCAGCUUCCCUAGCUUUGAGGAGUGGAAUAGGGACAAGUCCGAGGACAUCGACAAAGACUCGGAUGAUUGA